Molecule: messenger RNA, 6614 nt
Organism: Amphiprion ocellaris (clown anemonefish)
Lineage: Eukaryota; Metazoa; Chordata; Actinopteri; Pomacentridae
Gene: tex2
Product: testis expressed 2
Exons: 13
Coding region: 644-4147 (1167 amino acids)
Cellular component (GO): endoplasmic reticulum
Molecular function (GO): lipid binding
Source: RefSeq, a predicted model, not a curated record
AAAGGAAACGUGGACGUGAGAGCUUUCACCUGAUGGAGCUGCUCGGCUGCUCUCAAUUUUCUGUCCGGAAUAAACGGGAGGAGGAGAUGACAGCACGUUUGUCUCCUCGUCCCUCCUCCAGCUGAUCUCAGGUCUGCGUGGAGGGAAACCCGCGUCCGAUCCACGAGCCGCAUCGCCGUGACGCAACUCGCACCUUCUUCCUGCUGCAACACUAAAAUAUGAAUCAGCGGACCGGACGCGUCUUCUGGCUCCGCUGAUCCGGGGAGGGGGGUGUGGCGCCGAGCAGCAGCCGCCCACGGAGCCCCGGUGGCGGACAGACGCCGAAGCGCAGCGCCGGAGUUUCCACCGCCGUCACCGUCUGCUCGGACUCCGGCUGGCUGCGGAGCUCAGGCCGGCCAGGCAGCACCUCGGCGGCCCCUCAGCAGGCUCCGGGGCUGCGGGUAAAACAAAAAACGCAGGGGGGGAUCUGGGCGCAUUACGCAGAUUUGGAAACCUGGAUCGGUGGCCUGCGGAUGGAGAUGCGAUAACUACGGUGAGGAUAAAGGCAUGUUAGCGCCACGACCCAUGGCUGUGCAGAUUGUGUUGCAAGAGGAGAUUGAAUGCCUCUAAAAUCUCAAGGCUGUGAGCCCUGUGCAGGGUGACGAUGAGCGGUCAGGGCAGCAGCAGCAGGGCAGGAGGGCAGCAUGCCGACGCUCCUCGUCACGCUCCCGGACCGAAGCUACAGGUACAGCGCUCGCUCUCUCGAGACACCAUCACCAUACACUUCUCUGCUCUGGGGAAGGAGGAGGACGAUGAGGAGGAGGAGCUCUACGGGAUCGGACCCGCUGCAGCCACGUCUGUCCUGGACGGUGCCGGGGGACUCCGAGGCCCAGCCGACGACCAAAGUGUGGCGACGGGUCUGGAGGCAAAAGAGGAGCUGCUGUUUCAAUCUGUCGGCAUGGAGCUGUCAUCUGGAGCCGCUGUGCUUCCUGUUUCAGACCCUUACCCACACUCACCCUCACCUGCCAUGACCAUCAUCCCCACCUCCCACCUGAGCUCCACCCCUCCCACCAGCUCCUCCUGGCCGUCUGACAAACCUUUGGCCAACCCCCCAUCCACCAGCUCCAGCUCCUCUUCCCCCUGCAAGUCUGCGGCGCUGUCGUCCUCCAAGCCUUUCCUCAGCCUCGUCAGGUCUUUGUCCAACGACGUCGAGUCUCGGGAAACUCCUCCGGCGCUCUCCACGGUGGCCCCAGCACACGCUCGCCACCGACACUUAAUGAAGUCUUUUGUUAAAUCUCUGUCCACGGACACUUCCAAGACCGAGCACCAGGAGGGGCCUCUUCAUCAGUACCUCCAGCAGCAGCAGCCUUCCCACCGGCCUCCACCUCGUAACAUGCAGCUCUUCAAACAGUUCUCCCAGCCCCGCCUGUCCUCCAGCCCGGUCAUCGUCACUCAGGCAGGGGGAGAAACCGCCAAAACCGCCCCGUCUUCCCCCAUCAUGUCCCCAGACGGAAGGUCCUUCUUCAAAGUCCAAGAGGUGGAGGCCAAGAUAGAAGACACCAAGCGGCGGCUGUCGGAGGUGAUGUCGGACCCGUUGCAGCUUUUCAGUAAAAUCAUGGGGGACGAGUCUGGUAUGGCCGCUGUUGGAACUCAUCGUGCCAAAUCUCUGUCCUCCAGCGCAUCCGAGCUCAGCGGGGUGACGGCAGUGAACGGACACGCAGAAGGUAGCAACAAAUACAGCAUCAAGGAAGAGGGGGCUGAAGGGGAGGAAGAAGAGGAAGAAACCCCAACAGGAAAAGGCCCUGACUCAGUGUUUUUCUCUUUCCCGCCUCUGGCACCAGCUCCGGCCUUCAUCCAGGCCUCCUCCUCCAUCCUCCACAAGUCGCCCUCCCUCACGCUGGGUCGCUGCUCCAUGUCGGCCCUGGUAGCUCGGCAGGAGGACGAGGAUUUCUGCGAACUGUACAGCGAAGACUUUGAGAUAUGUACCGACACGGAGACGCCAGACGGGGAUCGCUCCGGGUCCCGGCAGCCCCACACCGGCAGCACUGGUUUGUGCAGUGAACUGGACACUGAGGAGGAGGAGAAAGCAGAGGUGGAGGUCCAGACUGUGCCUGUGACCGGCCUCGUCUUCCUAACACAGCUGGUGUACUGGUACUUAGUCCUUCCGGUGCCGCCCUGGGUGUGCGCGGUGGUGCACGGGGUGGUGGCCGGGUUCAUGUUGGCGCUGCUGGUGCUCUGGAUGUCUUCACCUCGACGCUCCUCAUCAGGGACCAGAAUAGGGAGGAACAGGAUGGAGCCCUGGAACGUGGCCCAGCUGGACAUCAAGGAACCAGGAAUAUUCAAGGGCUGGAUGAAUGAGAUCCACAGCUACGACCCGGAGAUGUACCACGCCACCCUGACACACUCUGUUUACGUCCGGCUGGAGGGCUCCGUCCUGCGUCUGUCCAAACCCAACCGGAACAUCUCCCGCCGUGCCGCACACAACGAGCCUAAACCCGACGUCACUUACAUCAGCCAGAAGAUCUACGACCUGACCGACAGCAAGAUAUACUUGAUGCCACAGAGCCUGGCGAGGAAGAGAGUCUGGAACAAGAAGUACCCCAUCUGCAUUGAGCUGGCCAAACAGGAGGACUUCAUGUCCAAGGCCCAGGGAGAAAGGCCUGAAGCUGGGGAAGACAAAUUACCAGGACUGGGUGAGAAGAUAGAAAGAGUGGACAAAGGAGAGAAAACUGAAGGACCGGCGUUAGUAGAGGAGCCCAAAAGACCAACGUCUGGAGGAGGGGAUCUGACAAUCUACCUGUUUGGGAGGACGGGUCGGGAAAAGGAGGAGUGGUUCCGGAGAUUUCUGUUAGCGUCCCGAAUGAAGUCAGAAGGAAGAAGUGGAAGUCUGGCUGGAAUCUGCAAGAGUGCCUUCCUGCCCUCCCACAGCCGCAGUAGCAGCCUCCAGUCUGGUGGAGGCCUGGAGGCCGACAGCCGGAGCAGCAGCCGGGGAAGCCUGGAGGAGCUGCCUCUGUCCCAGCCUCGGCCCAGAGACGCCUCGGCCGCUCCGUCCUGUGGCGCCACUGCAGGGAUGAAGCAGAAGAUUCUGCUGGACUAUAACAUCUACAUGGCCAAAUACGUGAACCCCCAGGCGCCACCGAGGAGCCCAACUGCCACCGACAGCCCCGGACACAGCCCCGACAGCAGCCCCAAAACUACCAAAAAGUUACGCAGGAGUUCAGAGGAGUCUGCAGAGCCUGAGGCCUGGGUCAAUGCUUUUCUGGGAAGGAUAUUCUGGGACUUCCUGGGAGAGAAGUACUGGGCCAAUGUAGUCUCCAAAAAGAUCCAAAUGAAACUCAGUAAGAUCAGGCUGCCAUAUGUCAUGAAUGAGCUGACUCUGACGGAGCUCGACAUGGGCUUCUCCAUCCCUAAGAUCCUCCAGGCCUCCAAACCCUCCGUGGACCACCAAGGUCUGUGGUUUGAUCUGGAAGUUUCCUACACAGGAUCCUUCCUCAUGACGCUAGAGACCAAGAUGAACCUGGCUCGUCUGGGGAAGGAGGGCGAGGGCCUCGGGGAGCACGGGAAGGAAUGGCCGCGGACGUACUGCCUGGCAGACAGCGAUGAGGAAUCGUCCAGCGCCGGCUCAUCGGAUGAAGAGGAUCCUCCAGAACUCCUCAGUGAUAAACCUGUCCUGCCGGGAGCCGAGGGCUACGUGGGAGGCCACAGACCCAGCAAGAUCAUGCGCUUUGUGGACAAGAUAGCCAAGUCCAAGUACUUCCAGAAGGCCACGGAGACGGAGUUCAUCAAGAAGAAGAUGGAGGAGGUUUCCAACACGCCCCUGCUGCUCACAGUGGAGGUGCAGGAGUGUCGCGGGACGCUGGCUGUCAACAUCCCACCUCCCCCUACGGAUAGGAUAUGGUAUGGUUUCCGGAGUCCACCUCACCUGGAGCUGAAAGCGAGGCCUAAACUGGGCGAGAGGGAGGUCACUCUGGCUCAUGUGACGGAGUGGAUCGAGAAGAAACUGGAUCAGGAGUUCCAGAAAAUAUUUGUGAUGCCAAACAUGGAUGACGUAUGGCUACCCAUAAUGCACUCUGCCAUGGACACGCGUUCAAAUGCCAACUUGAUUACUGUGACAAACGAUGCCUUGAAGGAUCCAGAACCGGAGGACUCUGAGGUCUCGGACAUGUGAAGGCUGCUGGUCGGAGUCCACACCGAUGGACAUUUUAUCCCCGAGUCCCCGCCUCGCUCAGAAACAGCCGGUGCAGCACUGGGACCGGCCGACUCUCUGACAUUUUUACCCAUUAGUCCGGUCCUGCCGCUGCACCAACAAUGUCCCGGUGAGCUCGUGAUCCCUGUACGAGAACGACUCACAGAUUGUCAUCCAAUCACACGGUUUUAUUAGUGUGACGGCAAAUAUUCCGAUGAAAUCCAGCUCAACUUGCGGCAGCGGUGGAUCGACCAAUAGCCAUCUGAUUCAACCAGAAGAACCAUAAAACCUGUGAUGUACAGCUGCACCAAACGCGAUAGUUGUACAGCGUAAAACUUUUUGUGUUUCCAAUCGAGCGGUUUAUCGACGACGAGCGCGUACAUCUGAACGGUUGGGGGAAUAGUGCUGAAAUUUGGAGAUGAUUUUGCGUAACCCUCCUGUUACCUUUGGGGUCAAUUUGACCACAUUCAAUGUUUAACAUCUCUAAAUUCAUGAUUGACGUCUUUUUUUCUUCAUAUUUAAUGACUUUUCCUAAUUUAAUGGGGACAACUAGGUAAAAUUAACGUUUCGUCAUUACGUCGGAACUGGUUACGGGGGUCCUCAGUUUACGACGUAUGGCCUUUUGUUAUGUGGAAUUAGUUGGCGAGUGGAGCGGACGAAUUCGGUGUCACACGGUGCUAUAAUUCAAUUUUUCAAUUCAGUUUUACUUAUAUAGCGCUAAUUACAAUUCAAAUUGUCUCAAGACGCUUUACAGAACCCAAAUGCCUGAACCCUCAGAGCAAGCCCUAUAAGACGCUUUGGUCAUUGGUAUUCAUGACUUUUCCGAAGAACUGAUCAAUAUUGUGAUGCUCAUAAUGGCUUUGUUUACAUUUUCGCUGGAGUUCCUACUUACGGCGAAAAUCCACGUAUGUCACGCUGUAAGAACGGAACUUCGAUGUAAGUCGAGGACCCCCCUAGAGGUCACAAUAACAUGCAGUUUUAUAGUCUUAAAAAAACUUUAGGGCCCUAAACUUUUUGAAAUUGUGUUAAUUUUUCCUGCGGUCAAAUUGACCCCGAACAUAAUACAAUUCUUGAUAACAGAAAUAGUUUUUCAUUCCAAGUGUUAUAGAUAUCAAAAAUAUGUACUUUGAAAUAAUAUAUUUCCAUUAAAACACCAAAAAUAUUUCUCUCCAAUUUUAGGUCAGUCAGUUUAUUGUGAUCUGCAAAUGUCUCCAUAGUCACAUAACAAGUAUUCUGGACAUGUAAGGGGAGUGGGUGUGGGGUUGUUUUAUUGAAACUUACUUAGGUGGUCAACAAAAAGACAUAAAGCUCCUGACACAUAAACUUGGGGAACAAUUUUAAUUAUAAUUUUCUGGAGGUUUAAACUACUGGAGUCAAAUUGAUCCCAUUGAUAAAAGAUGUUGGUAAAUUUGAAGGUAAUAGGAGGGUUAAAGUCCCAUUUCUCAACCAUACACACCGCUGCCUGUGCCGGCCGCCCGGCACUUAUAUGCAAACCAACCAACGGCGCUUUCUCCGUAGAAGACACUGGGUUUGAUUCACUGUCAUAUCAUACGGCCUGUGUGCUUUUACUGUGUGGUGGGGAUGAAGGGAGCUAUAACAGAGGGGUUCAAAUCUAUCUGCAGCAGCUAAACAUUGCCUAAGUCUGUUGAAUGUAUAAAUGCAGCCCCUUAGCUGCGCGAGGAAAAAGCUCAUUCACUGACAACGUGCUUCUAAGCCACAUGUUUCCAGCGCUCUUUUCGUGUUACAUUCAGAGUUGAGCAGAAGUAAUAAUUUUUCUAUUUUUAUUGCCAAAGCAAUCUUUGGGAAACCGUGCGAGGUGACAAAUAAGCAAUCGGUUAAUAAUUCCGUGGCCGCUCCGGUGAUGUACAGCCAAUGUUUUAUAGCUGGAAAUUCAGAAGACGGAAGAAUAAUCUGCAGGGAGUGAGGCCAAAACUCUAUCAAACCUGCUCUCUGAAUAAAGUCCACACCGGAUAUUAGCCAUAUUAUUUAAUGUCGUCAGCAGACAUCCAGCUAAUGAAUGCUCUAUUUCUGUUGAAUUAUUUAUUGAGUUGCUGUUCCGUGUUGUUCACAUGAAAGAGGAAAACAACUCCGACAAACAGGAUCUUUGUAAUCUGCCGAGCUUUAACAGGCGACUUUUACUUUAAGUGUUUUGCGUUCAGACGUGUGUGUUGGCAAGUGUAUGAGGCAUAAAGUGCCUUUGAAAUAAUCAAACAUUCCUCCGUAGUGAGCCAUCGCAUUUCUUGCAUCGGUUGAGGAUAGAGAGAAAACUUUGUCUUUGUGCCAUUACUGUGUCUGUCGAGGCAGGCCCUGUUUUCGUUCUUCACGUUUCGGUGUUGUUCAUUUGCACAGUGAUGAAAAAUAUCAAACAUUGCUGUUGUGUUCAGUGAUGUCGCAGAAUGUUACGGUUCUGAUCAUUGUGGAUCAAUAAAAACCUUUUGCUUGGAAAAAA